Messenger RNA from Marasmius oreades (fairy-ring Marasmius), 897 nucleotides. RefSeq lists its product as uncharacterized. NCBI's taxonomy places the organism in Eukaryota, Fungi, Basidiomycota, Agaricomycetes, Agaricales, Marasmiaceae. The coding region runs from base 1 to 897 and encodes 298 amino acids. The transcript has 5 exons. The record is from RefSeq and is a predicted model, not a curated record.
AUGAAAUUGCUUCUCUCGUUCGUUUUACUGGGCGCCCUCCAUCAAUGGGCGGCGGCAAACAAGAUAUUGUUUGACGGAAGGAUUCCUCUCUGGACGAAAAAUGAGACACUCGAUGCGUCUGCAGAUCCUUUUCUGACCGCCGUUAAAGGCAGAUCUUAUCCCGCCACUCACUACUCUGGUUUCCUAGGCAAACACUUUCAUCCCACACCCCUCUGGAACGGAUCGCCUGAACAGGUGAUAUCCAUAAGGAUCGACAACACGUCCGUUUUUAUCCCAGGGAACGGUACUGGCGUCCCCCAAUCUGGAUUUCGGAGGACCGAGUUGAUAGCUCAACGGAAUGGAAGUGCGAGUAACGCCGAUAGGGUUAUGGAAUCUGGGGUUACCCGCUUCCACUUCUCUAUCAAAGCUGAUCAACGGUGGCCUCUGAAUUAUACGCACGAGUAUCAAGUCGUGUUCAUUGAACCUAGUGAUGGGUCUCAUGUGUUCGGGAUUCAGCUGGGUUCACCAUUCACUAAUCCGACUGGUAUUCUACCUGCGCCAUAUGCGAGAUGGUUCAAGGUACUGGAUCAUAAUUUGAAUGUGCUCUUCAAGACACCGUUCACGACGGACGUAUGGCAUAACUUUGCUAUCCGAGUCGAUUGGGAGAACCGGACACUUCAAGUCUUGUAUUCAAUCGAGAGUAGGCGGCUGGCGAGUGUUACGGAGGUCGUGUCUAAUCCUACGGUUCCGCUGGGUGAUGCCGGGAAAGGAGAUUUUCAUGUUGGGCUGUUGAAGCUUCCGCUCGUAAACCCUGCUGAUUCCCCGGCGAACCAGGGUGAUGUUGUUCAUUACGGUUUGCAAGAGGGAACUGUAGAAGGAUUAUUGUAUUCUGGUAUUUUUGUGGAGCGGAUAUCCUAA